Molecule: messenger RNA, 585 nt
Organism: Paramecium primaurelia
Lineage: Eukaryota; Ciliophora; Oligohymenophorea; Peniculida; Parameciidae
Source: the annotation of a GenBank genome assembly
AUGUAAAAAAUAUAUUUUCCUGGUGAAUUAAUAAAACAUAAAAAUGAAUUAUAAAGUGGAAUUGGAACAUAUGUAAAAGAUGAUAAAAUAUAUGCAUCUAUGUAAGGAAGUCUAACAAUUAAUGAAUAACUAAUAUCAAUAUUCCCAUCACAUUAAUAAGAUCCUGAAUUAAAAAUAGGUUCAAUCAUAAUAGGAUAAGUUAAUUGUAUUAGAGAAGAUAGAGUUUUUGUUAGAAUUUUAAAAAUUAAUGGAGUAAAAGUUAAUAAUUACAUUGAAGGUGUAUUAAGGUAUUGAAUUAAUAUAAAAAAUAGAAAAUAAAACAUAAGAUUGCAUGAAAUUGAUUUGUUGGAAAUGAAUAAAUGUUAUUUACCAGGGGAUAUUAUAAAGGCUAGAAUGAUUUCAUAUGGAGAUUCAUUAAAAUUGUAUUUAAGUACAGCAGAAGAUGAAUUAGGAGUAUUAUUUGCUAAACACUAAGAAACAUAGAAAUUAAUGAUUCCAUUAUCAUGGGAUGAAAUGCUAUGUGUAGAAAGUGGUUUAAAAGAGAAAAGAAAAGUAGCUAAACCUAAUUUCAAUUAAUUGGUCUGA